Messenger RNA from Nerophis lumbriciformis (worm pipefish), 2305 nucleotides. RefSeq lists its product as uncharacterized. Gene Ontology annotation, cellular component: nucleus. Gene Ontology annotation, molecular function: RNA polymerase II cis-regulatory region sequence-specific DNA binding; DNA-binding transcription factor activity, RNA polymerase II-specific. The record is from RefSeq and is a predicted model, not a curated record. Gene Ontology annotation, biological process: regulation of transcription by RNA polymerase II; embryo development. Lineage: Eukaryota; Metazoa; Chordata; Actinopteri; Syngnathiformes; Syngnathidae.
ACAACGGUCUGUUUUGUAUGGAGAAUUAAAAAAAAAUAUCAGCCUCGUAACGGAGAGAAAGACUAAACCCGAAGAUAAAGUUGAGCGAGUUGACAUUUCCAACUGCGUAAUUUUGGAGACUGUCAUAAACCCUGAAAAGAGCGAUUAUGUGAAAGAAGAGAUGUUGGGGAAGAGUAAGAGAUGUGAAGAGAAGACUGGACCACAUGUCUACAUCAACGUGCAGAGGAUUGGAGCCCAGGAAACGGACUUUGAGUGUGGAGCGAUGGCGUGUUAUGUGAAGUGAAGAUUGAAGACGUGAUAGAAGAUGGACGACGACUGCUAUGCUAAAAUGGCGACGUCCGCUAAAAGAGAAGAUGAAAGAGAAUCAGCGCCACCAACGGAGAACAAUCUGAAAAGCAAAGAUGAAGACGUCCAGCAGCUGAUCGGUAAUCCAGAAGAAGUUUCCCCUCAGUUAGGGGGGAGCUCCACUUUGAAGCAGGAGACUCCACAACCACCCUGCAUUAAAAAGGAAGAGGAGGAACUCUGCAUCACUCAGGAGGGAGAGUGUCUUCUAGGACGAGAGGAAGCUGAUUACACCAAGUUUCCACUGAGUAUUCUCUCUGUGAAGACUGAAGAUGAUGAAGAGAAACCACAAGUAGACAACCUCUUAGCUCCACUAUCAGAUAGUGAGGCUGAAGAUGAGGUUGAAGUAACUUUGAGCAGCGAUACAGACUGUGAAGAUGAUAUGAGGACUCACACUGACAACAAAAACUCUGAAUGCUCUACAAAGAAGAGACGUAAAACAUGUUUGAGCUGCUCAGUUUGUGCGAAAAGCUUUUCUGUUAAGAGCAUGCUGACCCGACACAUGACAACACACACAGGUGAAAAAACAUUUAAUUGUUCAGUUUGUAGCGUAAGAUUUUCUCAAAAGAGCCAUUUGACUGAACACAUGAGAACACACACAGGAGAAAAAUGUUUUAACUGCUCAGUUUGUGGUAAAAGCUUUUCUUUUAAGAGGAAUUUCAAUCGACACAUGAGAACACACAUAGGUGAAAAAACAUUUAGUUGUUCAGUUUGUGGCAAAAGCUUUUCUACAAAGAGCCAUUUGACUCAACACAUGAGGACACACACAAGUGAAAAACCUUUUAAUUGUUCAGUUUGUGGCAAAAGCUUUUCUCAAAAUAGAUAUUUGACUGAACACAUGAGAACACACACAGGUGACAAACCUUUUAAUUGUUCAGUUUGUGGCAAAGGCUUUUCUCAAAAUAGAUAUUUAACUGAACACAUGAGAACACACACAGGUGAAAAAACAUUUAGUUGUUCAGUGUGUGGCAAAAGCUUUUUUACAAAGAGCCAUUUGAGUCAACACACGAGAACACACACAGGUGAAAAUUCAUUACACUGUUCAGUUUGUGGUAAAAGCUUUUCUACAAAGAGCCAUUUGACUCAACACAUGAGAACACACGCAGGUGAAAAACCUUUUAAUUGUUCAGUUUGUGGCAAAGACUUUUCUCAAAAGAGCCAUUUGACUGAACACAUGAAAACACACACAGGUGAAAAACCUUUUAAUUGUUCAGUUUGUGGCAAAGACUUUUCUCAAAAGAGCCAUUUGACUGAACACAUGAAAACACACACAGGUGAAAAAACAUUUAAAUGUUCAGUUUGUGGUAAAAGCUUUUCUUGUAAGAGGAAUUUGACUGAACACAUGAGAACACACACAGGCGAAAAACCAUUACACUGUUCAGUUUGUGGUAAAAGCUUUUCUUUAAAGAGGAAUUUGAAUCGACACAUGAGAACACACACAGGUGAAAAAACAUUUAGUUGUUCAGUUUGUGGCGUAAGGUUUUCUCAAAAAAGCCAUUUGACUCAACACAUGAGAACACACACAGGUGAAAAAAAAUGUAACUGUUCAGUUGUGGGAUCUUUCUGUGUGGAGUUUGCAUGUUCUCCCCGUGACUGCGUGGGUUCCCUCCGGGUACUCCGGCUUCCUCCCACCUCCAAAGACAUGCACCUGGGGAUAAGUUGAUUGGCAACACUAAAUUGGCCCUAGUGUGUGAAUGUGAGUGUGAAUGUUGUCUGUCUAUCUGUGUUGGCCCUGCGAUGAGGUGGCGACUUGUCCAGGGUGUACCCCGCCUUCCGCCCGAUUGUAGCUGAGAUAGGCUCCAGCGCCCCCCGCGACCCCAAAAGGGAAUAAGCGGUAGAAAAUGGAUGGAUGGAUGGAGUUUGUGGCGUAAGGUUUUCUCAAAAAAGCCAUUUGACUCAACACAUGAGAACACACACAGGUGAAAAAAAAUGUAACUGUUCAGUUUGUGGUAAAAGCUUUUCU